Molecule: messenger RNA, 2811 nt
Organism: Salvelinus namaycush (lake trout)
Lineage: Eukaryota; Metazoa; Chordata; Actinopteri; Salmoniformes; Salmonidae
Product: nexilin-like
Exons: 12
Coding region: 1-2811 (936 amino acids)
Biological process (GO): homophilic cell-cell adhesion; axon guidance; dendrite self-avoidance
Cellular component (GO): axon; plasma membrane
Molecular function (GO): cell-cell adhesion mediator activity
Source: RefSeq, a predicted model, not a curated record
AUGACUGAUGUGGCACAUGAUGUGUGUGAUGAAGGACACAAAAUUAGUGAUAAAGAGAACAACGACGACAUGAACGAGUUGCAUGGCCAUGUGGCACACAAAGAGGACGAUGUGGAACACGACAAGCAUGAUUUGGCACACAAAGACAAUGUGGCAUACAAAAAUAACGAUGUGUCCCAUGACGAACAUGAUGAGGCACAAGAAAAGAACGAGGCGCACAAUGACCAUGAGGAAGAAGUUCACACCGAAGAGGAUGAGGUUCACACAGAGCCCGAGGAAGAGGAGGAGGAAGAAGAUGAGGCACACGACAGGAAUGAUGUGGAGCACAAAGAAAAUUAUACAGUUAAGGACAAGGCAAGGCAAAGGUCAAGAUCCAGGAAAGACAAGAACGAUGUGGCACAAAAUGGAGUGGCACAUGACAUGAACGAUGAGUCAGAGAAAGAAGAGAAGGACCAGUCACAGAACGUAUCUGAGGUGGCUCUGAAACAAAAGAGACUUCUGCGCUCCAAAAAGCCGGUGGCCAGGAGCUACGUGCCCCAGAUCGGUAAGGCUGAAGUGAAGAACAAGUUUGAGGCCAUGCAGAAGGCCAGGGAGGAGCGCAACAGUAGGAGGAGCCUAGAGGAGCACCAGAAAAGGAAGGAGCAGUACGUCAAGGAGAGAGAAUACAACCGCAGGAAGCAACAGAUAAAAGAACUACUCGCCUCCAGUGAUGAGGAGGAGGAGGUGAAGCCGGCCAAGGUAGAGAAAUCCUACGUCCCCAAGAUCACAGGCAGUGUGAAGGGGAAGUUUGCCGAGAUGGAGAAGCAGAGACAAGAGGAGGAGAGGAAACGGAUGGAGGAGGAGAGGAAGAAGCGCGCCGCCCAGGACAUCAUGGAGAAAGCGAAGAUGCAGAAGGAGCUGGCCAAGAAAGCCGCAGAGGAGGGAGAUGACACCAUCCUGGUCCGUGUGGUGCCGGCCAAGCCGUCACGACCUCCAGGCAGGAUCAAGAUGAACUUUGAGGACCUGGAGAAAAACCGCGAGGAAGAGCAGAAGAAGAGGACAGAGGAGGAGAAGAAGAAGCGCUACAACGAGAACAGGCGCUCCUUCCGCGAGGCCAAGCAGAGCUCGGUCGUCCAGGAUGAGGACGAGGAACAGCCCACAGAGAAGGAGCAGGUGACUCCUGGGAAGCUAAAAAUGACGUUUGAGGAGGCUGAGAAGGAGAGGCAGGAAUGCCUGAGAAAGCAGGCAGAGAGGGAGGCUAAACGACGUCUGCAGGACGAGAAGAAAGCCUUUGAGGAGGCCAAGCUGGAAAUGGGAGAAGAUGAGGAGGACUCACAAGGAGCUCAAGGCGAGAGAGAGGUCAUCCAGCCUGGUAAACUGAGGUUGAGCUUUGAGGAGCUUGAGAAACAGAGGGUAGAGAAUGAACGCAAAGCAGCAGAGGUUGAAUACAAGAAACGAAUGGAAGAGGAGAGGAAGGCUUUCGCCGAGGCCAGGAAAAUCAUGAUAGUGGAUGAAGAUGACGAGGUGUUGAUGGCCAUGCUGAACCUGGAGGGCAGCAAGCCAGGGAAGCUGUGUGUCAGCUUCGAGGACAAGGAGCGUCAGAGGAGAGAGGCGGAGGAGAAGAAAGCGGAGGAGGAGGCCAAGAGGAGGCUGGAGGAGGAGAAGAGGCUCUUCGCAGAAGCCCGCAAGAACAUGGUGCUAGAUGAGGACGAGGACGGAAUGGUCAAGAGCGAAUCCCAGGAAGCAUUGCACCCUGGAAAACUGGAGAUGAACUUCGAAGAGCUGCUUAAGCAGAAGGAGGAAGCCGAUAGGAGGUGCAAGGUGGCGGCGCGCAAAAAGAAAAUGGAGCAGGAGAAACAGGAGUUUGAACAGCUCAGACAAGAGAUGGGAGAGGACGUGGUGAAUGAGAGCUCUGAUACAGUGAGUAAGGAGUAUGAGGAGCUGAAGAAACUCAAGAGGACUGGCUCCAUCCAGGCCAAGAACCUCAAGUCCAAGUUUGAGAAGAUCAAGCAGUUGAAAGACGAGGAGAUCCAGAAGAAGAUUGAGGAUGUGAGAGCAAAGAGAAAGGCUGUAGAUGAGGAAAUCAAAGAGAGGGAAGAAGAGAGGAUCCAGGAGGAUGAUGAUGAAGGCAAAAAUGACACAGAGAAGGGGGCUGAGGAGGCUCCGUUCAGACAGAAGGUGGACAUGCGUGCACGGUUUGAACAAAUGGCCAGAGCCAGAGAGGAGGAGGAGAAGAAGAGGGUGGACGAACAGAAGCUUCAGAGGAUGCAGUUCGAGCAGCAAGAGAUUGACGCCGCUCUCCAAAAAAAAAGGGAAGAUGAGGAGGAGGAAGAGGGAAGCAUCAUCAAUAGCUCGGCAGCCUAUGAGGAUGAGGAGGACCAUGCCAGGUCGGGGGCUCCGUGGUUUAAGAAGCCCCUGAAGAACCAAUCGGUGGUGGAUGCCGAGCCAGUGCGAUUCACAGUGAAGAUCACCGGGGAGCCCAAGCCGGAGGUGACCUGGUGGUUUGAGGGGGAGAUGCUCCAGGACUGUGAAGACUAUCAGUACAUAGAGAGAGGAGAGACAUUCUGCCUCUACCUGCCAGAGACCUUCCCAGAGGACGAGGGCGAGUACAUGUGCAAGGCUGUCAACAGCAGAGGCACCGCCGCCAGCACCUGCAUCCUAACGAUAGAAAGUAAGCAAUUGUCCAUCUCACUGUCACUGCAUGCCUGCAUGAUGCCACUGCCUGAUUUGGUUUUCUCAUCUUUCUAUGAUUGGAUGGGAUCGCAUGCUCCUCUUCCUGAUCUUCCUAUGAUUGGAUGGGAUUGCAUGCUCCUCUUUCUGAUCUUCCUAUGA